Camelina sativa (false flax) is the source of this 4879-nucleotide messenger RNA. Its product is annotated as tubulin-folding cofactor D. NCBI's taxonomy places the organism in Eukaryota, Viridiplantae, Streptophyta, Magnoliopsida, Brassicales, Brassicaceae. Gene Ontology annotation, biological process: microtubule cytoskeleton organization; post-chaperonin tubulin folding pathway; tubulin complex assembly. The record is from RefSeq and is a predicted model, not a curated record. Gene Ontology annotation, molecular function: GTPase activator activity; beta-tubulin binding.
AUCCAGAGAGACGAUCCAACCAUUAACAAACCAGAGACCCCGGAACAGGACAUGAUAAAAAUCCCCUUCUGAUUCAAAGAUAAAUUGAACUUUAUUAUCUCCAACCCCUCGCCCUUUAACUCUAUCAUCGAGACCCCAGAUUGGAGGUAGAACUUUGACUAAUGACACUCAUCGAGUUUAGACAUCGAACAAUAACACUCAUCGAGUUUUCCUCGAUUAAAUCCUUAUUUUCCAGAUCUGGAACCUCCACCAGCUCUCCUUCCUGAAGUAAGUUGCGUUCCCUUAACUCCUCCAUGAGCGAAAAGCUCCUUCUUCUUUCUAGGCCUAUUCAUCCUCACAGACCCAGAAUCUUACAACCCGCAAUGAAAUAACAGAUCGGCAGUUCUUUCUCCUCCUCAAAGGUCUUAAUCGGCCCUGUAUAGUGACAGAACUGCAGCUCACACUAUAACUCUAUCCAGAUCUAGAAAUUAUCCCCGAAAAACCAGAGAAGAGGAUGAGAACUAAAUAUAAGCCGCAAUAGGAAACUCUAAUUAUGGAAUGAGAGAUCAACAGGACCUAAUGAGCCGCAAUAGGAAACUCUAAUUACGGAAUGAAAUCUAGUGUUUCAAGGGAAAGAGAUGAAAAUCGCCGUCACAAGCCCCCCGAGAGAAACCCUAGUCGCCAUCGUAGAGAGAGUUGCCGUCUUGGUUAUCUUGCACCGGGAUUAGGCGGUCUCUGCAUAUUCCCUUUGGCAUCUUUUCUGCUAAGCUGAGUUUCAGGAGAGUUCAGUUUCUGGAUUAGUGAUUGAUUAUUCCCUCUGGAGGCCGAGUUCUGGAUCUGUGUUGGAAGAUAACAAAUACCUGGAGGGAAGCUGAUGGUUUAGCUCAAUUGAGGCAAAGUCUUCACCUUGGUAGACCCAGCCAGUUGUUCUUCAUCUUCUUAUUUCUAGCCUCACCAACCUUCUGAAGAUCUCUGUCUUUUCCAGUUUCAAGAGGAACCAGUAAUUUGUUCAAUUCGCUAGCGUUGAAAUCCCUUUCUCUAUUCCAGUUUUACACUGAGAGAGUAAUGGCAGCUAGAGAAGAGGAAAGUUUGGUGGUUGUGAAUGGAGAAGAGGACAUUCAUGAUUCCAGGGAAAAAUUUCUACUUAGAUACUUUUUGCAAGAAUGGGAGAUUGUUAAAUCACUUCUUGAUGAUAUUGUUGCAAAUGGCCGUGUCGUUGAUCCUUCUUCUGUUCACAACAUCCGCUCCAUUAUGGACAAAUACCAGGAGCAAGGUCAGCUGGUGGAACCCUACUUAGAGAGCAUAGUUUCACCACUCAUGUUAAUCAUUCGCUCUACAACACUUGAACUGGAUCCGAGAUCCCAUGAAAUUCUCGAAAUAAUCAAACCCAUAUGCAUCAUUAUCUACAGUUUAGUUACUGUCUGUGGGUACAAAGCUGUAAUCAAGUACUUUCCGCAUCAAGUUUCCGAUCUAGAACUCGCUGUGGCGCUUCUGGACAAGUGCCAUAGCAUGACUUCUGUUUCAUCCUUGAGGCAAGAAAGCACUGGAGAAAUGGAGGCCAAGUGUGUUACUCUUUUGUGGCUUUCAAUCCUUGUGUUGGUCCCGUUUGAUAUUUCUUCUGUUGAUACAAGCAUUGCCAACGACAAGAGCUUUGGUGUGGACGACCUUGCUCCUCUGGUAUUGAAGAUUUUGGGUUUCUGUAAGGACUAUCUGUCCACUGCUGGCCCUAUGCGCAGGAUUUCGGGGUUGCUCCUCUCUAAGCUUUUAACGCGUCCGGAUAUGGGAAAGGCAUUUGCAAGUUUUUUUGAGUGGACACAUGAAGUUUUAUCUUCUGAGGGAGAUAGUGUUGUGAACAACUUUUGCUUGCUUGGUGUGAUGGAGGCUCUGGCUGCCAUUUUUAUGACUGCUAGCCGAGAAGUGUUGCUUGAAGCCCUUCCUGUCGUUUUGAAAGAUGUGACUAUGCUAAGCAAAUCAAAUGCAGCAACUAGAAGUCCUCUGCUUCGCAAGUAUCUGAUCAAGUUAACUCAGAGGAUAGGGCUUGUUUGUCUUUCUCAUCGCUCACCUUCCUGGCUCUAUGUGGCUCGCACCGCCUCCCUUUAUGAGAAUAUAUCUACGAGUUCGACCCAAACGUUGGUGCCGCCUGAUCAUGUUGUCGCUGCCGUCUCGCAACCAGAAAGUGCGAAUGACCAAGAGGAUGAAUAUAUGGAUGUUCCUGAAAUCUUAGAACAGAUAAUUGAAAUGCUACUCUCUGGUUUGACAGACACGGACACCGUGGUUCGUUGGUCUGCUGCAAAGGGUAUAGGUCGUGUAACUUCACGACUAACAUCUUUUCUUUCUGAACAAGUUCUUUCAUCUGUAUUGGAACUGUUUUCACCAGGAGAGGGAGAUGGCUCAUGGCAUGGGGGUUGUUUGGCUUUAGCUGAACUGUCUCGUAGAGGGUUACUGUUGCCUAAAAGUUUCCCACAAGUCGUCCCAGUUAUUGUGAAGGCACUCCAUUACGAUGUCCGUAGAGGUCCGCACAGUGUUGGAUCUCAUGUACGUGAUGCAGCUGCCUAUGUUUGUUGGGCAUUUGGACGCGCCUAUUACCACAAAGAUAUGAAAAACGUCCUCGAUCAGCUUGCUCCAGAUUUAUUGAUAGUGGCUUCCUUCGACAGAGAGGUGAACUGUAGAAGGGCUGCUGCAGCUGCUUUCCAAGAGAAUGUUGGAAGGCAAGGAAAUUACCCUCAUGGGAUUGACAUAGUGAACAUAGCUAACUAUUUUUCCCUUUCUUCUCGGGUAAACUCGUUCCUUCAGGUUGCUGUUUCCGUUGCUCAGUAUGAAGGGUAUCUAUAUCCUUUUGUGGAUGAAUUGCUAUACAACAAGAUCUGCCACUGGGAUAAAAGCUUGAGAGAACUUGCUGCAGAAACUCUUGCUGCUCUUGUUAAAUACGAGCCUAAGCACUUUGCCAACUAUGUGUUGGAGAAACUAACUCCUCGUACCCUUUCAACUGAUUUGUGCAUGCGCCAUGGUGCAACAUUGGCAGCUGGAGAGGUUGUGUUAGCUCUCCACCAGUGUGGCUAUGUUCUUUCUGCUGAUAGCCAUAAGCGUAUGGCUGGGGUUGUCCCUGCCAUUGAGAAAGCAAGGCUUUACCGUGGAAAAGGUGGAGAAAUAAUGCGACUGGCUGUCUCACGGUUUAUCGAGUGUAUCUCGUUAUCGCAUGUGAUAUUAUCUGAGAGAACAGAACGGAUCCUGCUUGAUACCCUCAAUGAGAAUUUAAGACAUCCCAAUUCUCAAAUUCAGAAUGCAGCUGUGAAUGCUGUUAAACAGCUUGUGCAAACAUAUCUCGUUUGCAAUAAUAAGAUUGCUGUUGAGUUAGUAUCAAAACACCUGAAACAUCUAACGGACACAAACGUAGCUGUUCGAAGAGGUUUUGCACUUGCACUAGGUGUCUUGCCAUGUGAACUAUUGACUGCAAAAUGGAUGGACGUAGUUUUGAAGCUCUGCAGUGCGUGUCAGAUAGAGGCGAAUCCUGAAGAUAGAGAUGCUGAGGCACGCAUGAAUGCUGUGAAAGGACUCACAUCUGUGUGUGAGACUCUUACUCAGCAAAGUGCUACUGAUCCUGAAAACGAUGACCUGUCUCUUUUUAUUCUUAUCAAGACUAAAGUGGUAACUACUUUACUGGAAGCUCUUGAUGACUAUUCAGUUGAUAACAGAGGUGAUGUUGGUUCUUGGGUUCGUGAAGCUGCAAUCCAUGGACUUGAGAAAUGUACGUAUAUGCUCUGUAAGAAGGUCGAAAUGAACUCAGCGGGUGAUCAUAACAAUGAUUCAUCUUCGCUUUUUGAUUCAAAUCUCGCAAACCAUUUGAUUGGAGGUAUUGUGAAGCAAGGAAUGGAGAAAAUGGAUAAAUUAAGAGAAACCGCUGCAAAAGCUCUUCAAAGGAUUUUGUAUAACAAAACUGUUACUGUCCCUUUCAUACCUCAUAGAGAAGCACUGGAAGAAAUUCUUCCCAACAAAGCAAGCUUACAAUGGGCGGUUCCGGAUUUCUCUUUCCCACGCUUUGUUCAGCUAUUGAAAUUCCAAUGUUAUAGCAAACAGGUAAUGUCUGGAUUAGUAAUUUCUAUUGGAGGGUUACAAAAGUCGCUUAAAACGGCUUCGCUCUCUGCAUUACUGGAGUAUGUGAGGGAAGAAGGUGAAGCUAAAGAUCUUACACAACAACAAUCUAGAGAAUCUGCGAUCUGUGGGGAUAUCGUCUGGAUACUCCAAGAGUACAAGAAAUGUGACCGAGUUAUCGUACCCUGUCUGAAGGCUUAUACGCUGGGUUUCUACAUGGGAGUAAUGGAUUCCUUAGCCAUCGAACUAAGAGCUUCAAAGAAAUUCGAAAAGGUAGAGACAGGCGUUGUAAUACUUGGUUCUAUUGCUUCUGUCUCCCAACCCAUCAGCGCUCAAGCGUUCUCUCAGCUUCUACCGUUCCUUUCCCACCAAUACCCAAAGAUUCGAAAUACGGCGGCUAUACAUGCCUAUCUUGCGCUCCUUCAAAACGAAAUCUUAGUACCGGAGGGCAAGAUUAAGAAUGUGAAAGAUAUAUUGUUUCAGACAUGUUGGGAUGCUGACAUGGAUUCAACCCAAUAUCAGAGGUUAGCUUUGUGUGAAUUGAUUAGUUUAGAUCAUGGAAUAGUGUUCAGGACCAAAAACAGAAGGGUGACUAGGGAUAUGAUGACGACUUUGGACGAGAAUGCGUCUUACUCAGCUUUAGUCGAGUCCUCUGGCUUCUGAUUGGACGAAAAUGCAUUGUCCUCGAGUGAAUUUGAAUACUAUGUUUUCGUUUUGUUUUUACAAGUAAUGCAAUUUAGCAACUAAGACCAUCUGGUUUUCCCUAUAUUAAUAUAUUUAUCUCUAAAAUAAAGAAAAUAGAGAAAAUAUA